Messenger RNA from Marchantia polymorpha subsp. ruderalis, 1435 nucleotides. The record is from the annotation of a GenBank genome assembly. Lineage: Eukaryota; Viridiplantae; Streptophyta; Marchantiopsida; Marchantiales; Marchantiaceae.
GGGGUUGUCCGCACACGAGCUUCCUUGUAUCGAGUCCCGCUUGCUUCUGAAGCUCCUCCGGCUGCUGAGCCAGCAACUGAGCAAUCUUCGAGAGCGUUGACAUAUAUCUCAGGAUUGAACGUUGGUCUUCUUCCUUCGACCUCGUCUUACAAUUCACUGGGGCUCAGCUUGUGGAAGAGUUAGUGAGUGGACCGGCCCUCCCACAGCUUAAGCACCGAGCAUCGAUAAAUACUGCAGACGAAACUCGAGAACAUCGUCGGCUCAUAGCCUCCGUCCCGUCACACCUGAAGGUCUGAAGCUCAGUUCUUGAGCUCAGCAAGCGUGUUAAAGAAAGGUACACGAUCAGCUCAGAAUGAUGUCUGUCAAGGGAUUAUUCUAUGGGCAAGAAGAGCCUGAGCCGGAAUGGUUGAUAGACACAGCUGCGUCGCAAACGAUAAUCUGCCGUCCUGCCACUCCACCUCCUCCGCCGCCGCCUCCAGCUGAGCCUGCCCCUCCUCCGCCAGGACCUCCCCCCCCAGAAUUCAGAGUCUUGGAUUUCAUGGCGCCGCUUUGCUGCGAGGGAUGUAUUGAGCGAGUGGUAAAACAUUUGCUGGGCGUCGAGGGCGUCGAGGGCGUGCAGUGUAACUCGGACAGUCAAAUUGUCACUGUCCAGGGGUACACUCCUCCUGAAUUGGUUCUGAAGGCAGUGAGGAAGGAAUUUAAGAGGGGAGCGGACUUCUGGCCUCCUCCCGAGGCCCCGGCUGCCGUGGAAGCGUGACCAAGGUCAACCUCCGUGCCACUUUGAGGAAUCGCUGUUGAAGCUUCUGCAUUCUGACAUGAAAUCUGCUGUACUCACAGGCAAGGUGCUCUUGCUAAGCCCCUGUUCCAUCCAUGUGCAUAAGAAGGCGAGAUCGACGAGCGAAAUCAGAGUUGUGAGAUAGAACGCCUGACCUGUCUUCCACGACCUGUAUCUUUCUCGGGAUCAUAUGUACUGAAUCUCGUGAGUCUGUGAUAUUCUUGUACCUCAAAGCUCAACACCAUCCGCUUCAGAUAUCAUAGACUCGAAUUUAGAAGGAGAGUUUGCUUGCUGUCUCAGCUGAGCUUCCACAACUUUAGUAGCAUAGCUCUUCUCGAGAAAUCCCACAUCCUGCAGAAAGUUCAGGGCAAUUCUGGUGAGGUUGCAGUUCGCCUAGGUCCAAACUGACGGUUUCUUUCGUAUAGUGUUGAAUUGACAUAUCCUGGAUGUCUGAAAACGGCUUUUCAAGCUUGGGUUGAACCCUUUACACAUAAGGAACGAGGACCUUACGUCCUCGGCGUAGAUUCUAGCCUCUCUCGAUUGUAAAUAUUUUCCUUAAUUAUAUGAAGCAGGAUUCCCCAUUUUCUCGUCUGUUUGGUAUAUUCAGCUGAACGAAUUCAGCUGAACGCCCUCGAACUACUAGAAUCUGUGCAGUCCACG